CCUUGUCUUCUUCUGUCGUAGCAUGCAGCAGGGGAAGAUGUUCUUUUUCAUGGGCAUUACCAUGGCAGUGAUCCAGGGCGGAUAUGCCCGCAGGAUCAAACCGGGCCAUCAGAUCCAGACUCUUAGCGUGGCAAUUAUAUCACUUAUCCCAGCGUUCUUGCUCAUUGGAAUAGCAUGGAAUUUGACACUACUCUAUUCUGGCUUAUUUUUGUACUCUAUUGCUGCUGCUAUUGUUGUUCCAUGCCUUUCAACACAAGUGUCUGGACACGGCUCAGCCAGUCAGAAGGGAACUGUCAUGGGAAUCCUUCGGAGUCUUGGAGCUUUAGCUCGAGCACUGGGCCCUAUUGUGGCUUCUUCAGUGUACUGGUUGGCUGGAGCAGAAUAUAUCAGUUUUAUAAUCAGUUCAGUGUUCUUUAUAGUCCCUCUGGUUUUACUGAGUCGAGGAAUGAGAUUGAGAGUUUUAGGAUUCACUCUUGUGUCUCUAGUUUUGUCUAAGAUUUAUUUUCAUAAGCUAACCAUUUUGUAG
This is a messenger RNA of Sinocyclocheilus grahami, 526 nucleotides long. RefSeq names its product major facilitator superfamily domain-containing protein 10-like. Gene Ontology annotation, molecular function: transmembrane transporter activity. The record is from RefSeq and is a predicted model, not a curated record. Gene Ontology annotation, cellular component: brush border membrane. The coding region runs from base 23 to 526 and encodes 167 amino acids. NCBI's taxonomy places the organism in Eukaryota, Metazoa, Chordata, Actinopteri, Cypriniformes, Cyprinidae. Gene Ontology annotation, biological process: transmembrane transport. The transcript has 5 exons.